Dendronephthya gigantea is the source of this 743-nucleotide messenger RNA. RefSeq lists its product as uncharacterized. The transcript is spliced from 4 exons. The record is from RefSeq and is a predicted model, not a curated record. Lineage: Eukaryota; Metazoa; Cnidaria; Anthozoa; Malacalcyonacea; Nephtheidae. The coding region runs from base 69 to 743 and encodes 224 amino acids.
UGGACGGUCAGAGUGUAUGUGCUUAUAAAAUUCGAUCGUUCUUUUUCUUGGUAACAUUUUUUCUCGCCAUGGCUAUGUUUAAUGUUGGAGAUGCUGUGGAAGCUUUAGAUGAAGUGUCUGUCUGGUCAAAAGGCAAGAUCAUCGCGAAAGAAGGCGAGAACUUCGUCAUUUCUUUUGACGGUUUUGGCAGCAUGUGGGACGUCUGUGUCAGUCCUGAGAAUGUGAGGCCUGUUACUGUUGUUUGCUUGCCGAGAAAAAGAUCCAGGAAUAAUCAAAAUAUGUCUGAAAGCCUUAAGAAAGUCCAAGCUGGAGAUGAAAUAUAUGUGAGAGGGAAUGGAAAAGUGAAUGUGGUUCAAGUUGACCCAAUCAAUGGAAAGCUGAUGGUUGAAGUUGACGGUACACAUAAACAAGUUGGUGUCGAUGAACUGUGCCCUCCACCACAGCUGCACCCACAAAAAAGAAAUGGCAAUGUCAUGAAAGGCAAAAGAGCAAACAAAAAAAGGAGACGAGAGGAAACACCUUUGUUUGAGGAGAGUGAGCACCAGUUGGGUGGUGAGGUGGCAAUGCCCACUGGACAAUUUAUGCCAUAUUUAUAUCUUAUGCGAGAUGAUGGCACGAAAGGCAUACCUCAACGACCCCCUGUCUACAGAAUUGCUGGUUACGAUAAGGAUGAGUUACAGGGAACAUUCUACAAACAAGAAUUGCAGGAAGUCAAUAAGACAGACAGUGAUUUUUAUUUAUAG